AUGACCCCCCUGUGGAAAGGGGAGAUCGUCACGAACACGAAGGUGUGCUCCGUUUUACUCUACAACCCCCGCAACUGUCACGGGACUUGUCUGAAGGUAACCAGCCGGGGAGCGCUGAAGGCCCGAGAACACUUGAUGCGUGUCGGUAAGGGUAAUGUCCUGUAUGACUCCCAGCCCCUCUCUGUGUCAGUAGGUAAGGGUAAUGUCCUGUAUGACUCCCAGCCCCUCUCUGUGUCAGUAGGUAAGGGUAAUGUCCUGUGUGACUCCCAGCCCCUCUCUGUGUCAGUAGGUAAGGGUAAUGUCCUGUGUGACUCCCAGCCCCUCUCUGUGUCAGUAGGUAAGGGUAAUGUCCUGUGUGACUCCCAGCCCCUCUCUGUGUCAGUAGAUAAGGGUAAUGUCCUGUGUGACUCCCUGCCCCUCUCGGUGUCAGUAGGUAAGGGUAAUGUCCUGUAUGACUCCCAGCCCCUCUCUGUGUCAGUAGGUAAGGGUAAUGUCCUGUGUGACUCCCAGCCCCUCUCUGUGUCAGUAGGUAAGGGUAAUGUCCUGUGUGACUCCCAGCCCCUCUCUGUGUCAGUAGAUAAGGGUAAUGUCCUGUGUGACUCCCUGCCCCUCUCGGUGUCAGUAGGUAAGGGUAAUGUCCUGUAUGACUCCCAGCCCCUCUCGGUGUCAGUAGGUAAGGGUAAUGUCCUGUAUGACUCCCAGCCCCUCUCUGUGUCAGUAGAUAAGGGUAAUGUCCUGUAUGACUCCCUGCCCCUCUCGGUGUCAGUAGGUAAGGGUAAUGUCCUGUAUGACUCCCAGCCCCUCUCGGUGUCAGUAGGUAAGGGUAAUGUCCUGUAUGACUCCCAGCCCCUCUCUGUGUCAGUGGGUAAGGGUAAUGUCCUGUAUGACUCCCUGCCCCUCUGUGUCAGUAAGGGUAAUGUCCUGUAUGACUCCCAGCCCCUCUCUGUGUCAGUAGAUAAGGGUAAUGUCCUGUAUGACUCCCUGGCCCUCUCUGUGUCAGUAGAUAAGGGUAAUGUCCUGUAUGACUCCCAGCCCCUCUCUGUGUCAGUAGGUAAGGGUAAUGUCCUGUGUGACUCCCUGCCCCUCUCUGUGUCAGUAGGUAAGGGUAAUGUCCUGUAUGACUCCCUGCUCCUCUCUGUGUCAGUAGGUAAGGGUAAUGUCCUGUAUGACUCCCUGCCCCCAGUGUGUCCAGUGUGCCAUGCUGUGUUACCACCAGGUGAGCUACAGGAGCACAUGGAGCAGGAGAUGGGCAGACUGGCACAGUUACAAAUCAGUACUAAUUCAGUGCAGAGGAACCAUCCAUUAGGAGCUACUAAGACCCUCUCACUAUCUCUGCACAUUAAAUGUGAGGGUGGGUCCCCCACCUCUCUCUCCUGCCCUCCUGAAGAGCCCCACACAGACAGAUACCAGACGUUUCUGCGUGUGAGGACAAACAGACAUGCAAGACUGAAUGUCGAUGAUUGGUGCUACGCCAAACCCGCUCCUUUAAGUCCCCACAACAGAAGUCAUCUAACCCCAGACUGCAAAAGAAUUGUCAGGAUCGGCAAGCUGAAGAGGAGGAGUCCUUACGUGGGCCAGGACAUUUUGUUGGACCUGGGGGGGGAGGAGUGGGGUGAGCGGAGGAGAAUACGGAUGACAUCCAUACUGGGAGGGUGUGAAGGGUCGGUGUUUGUGAGCAGCAGCACGUCUAAGGAAAGCCGUGGUGACCGUGCCGCUGACCUGGACGUGGAUGGAGAUGACACUCUGCAGUAUGGAAGAGUACAAUGUAUGGAGGCAGACAUCCCCUGUUCAGGGAAGGAUCCUGGGGUGGUGGAGGAGAGGGAAGCACUGAGGGGGGCGGUUUUAAAUGGUGGUACACUGUCCAACAGAGUAACUCUGGAACAUUCCAAAUGGACAAAUGAGGGAAGUCCAUCAACUAGCAACGGAGAGAGCAACAAACUGGAUAACAGCAUAGCCUCCCUACACAGGACCUGUAAACAUAGUGACAUUGAUAUGGUCUCUGAGCUGACGACGUUGGAUUCACUAAGAAGUCGUAUACGGGACCUAGAGAAGCAGCUGUCCAGAGGAGACAGACACAGCUGUCUUAUCUGUAGGGUGAGGAGACACUUACACAACACCCUCACCUCCAUCCAGUGCUGGCAUGCCCACUGUGAGGAGUGUUGGCUCCGCACUCUGGUGUGCACCGGGGCCUCCCACUCCUCUUUCUAUUCUGGUUAG
Messenger RNA from Oncorhynchus nerka (sockeye salmon), 2217 nucleotides. RefSeq lists its product as uncharacterized. Gene Ontology annotation, molecular function: ubiquitin protein ligase activity. Gene Ontology annotation, biological process: protein ubiquitination. The transcript has 22 exons. NCBI's taxonomy places the organism in Eukaryota, Metazoa, Chordata, Actinopteri, Salmoniformes, Salmonidae. Bases 1 to 2217 code for a protein of 738 amino acids. The record is from RefSeq and is a predicted model, not a curated record.